This is a messenger RNA of Carcharodon carcharias (great white shark), 4815 nucleotides long. RefSeq names its product maestro heat-like repeat-containing protein family member 1. The transcript has a single exon. Lineage: Eukaryota; Metazoa; Chordata; Chondrichthyes; Lamniformes; Lamnidae. Gene Ontology annotation, cellular component: cytoplasm. The coding region runs from base 1 to 4815 and encodes 1604 amino acids. The record is from RefSeq and is a predicted model, not a curated record.
AUGAUUGGAUCCUUGCAGGAACUGGGACACACCAAAAGAAAAAGAGUGCUAUUGUUCCUUCGUAAGUUUCUUACCGAGCACCAAAGUUUACCAUUGUUGCAACGUAUCACUUUAUUGAAGAGCAUCUUGAUGAUAGUGAAGGACAACACUGCAUACUUAGGCCGACCACUGUCAAAGAAAAUCAUCUCUUUGGCUUUGACAGAAAUGACCAAAUUAACAAGUAUAACUGAUGGACACAGGGAAACUGCAAGUAACAUCCUGCUAACCCUGGGCAGUGGUUUGCCCAUUGAUGUCUUCACUGAGCUGCAGUCAAUGAUCGAACGACAAAUUCCAGCAAAUUUCUAUGUGAUACUAACGCUUGCAAGCUUGUGUUAUGAAAAAGUGUGUUAUAUUGUUCCUUUGCUGAAACCAGUUUUGGAAACGAUGCUCUUUACGCUGCGUGUAGAGACAUGCGAGAGAAUGAAGUGGGUGUUCUGUUAUGCCUUCAGCCUUUUUAGUAAGAGCAUUCUGAUUUACAUCUCAAACACAGAGAUAGACCCACACCCUCUAGUGAGGAAGGAUUUGUUCUUCAAUGAGUUUUCUACUGCUUAUGACAUAUUUUUCCACUUCUGGUUGAACAUGAAGGAGUCCAAGGUGAACAUGGCAGUAAUAGAAGCGAUUGGCCAGAUCUUCUACCUGCUCCCCAAUGACAAAGUGGAGAAUGAGCUCCCCAUACUAAUUCCAACCGUUCUAUCCAUGUAUCAAAAAACAUCGAGCGAUCUUUCCAUCACUAAGGGUCUGUGUGGUAUACUGCAUAAUACCAUGGAAAGGGACAGUAAAAUGCUCCUGAUCCAUCUGGAACUUCUAGUCACCACUUUACAUCAACAGAUCUGUAUUGCAAUGGAUCAGCCCGUCAGCCAAUUAUCUGAAAUGCUACAAAGUAAAAUCCUUUGCAGCUUCAAACUUCUGACUCCGGCCUUUAUUGACCAGAUAAUAAAAUUCCUUCUGAUGGAACUGGAAAUCAAUGAUGAGCAAAUUCAGUUGGGAUCGCUGGCUGUAAUGAACCACCUGAUCUGCAAUGCCCCUUCAUUCCUAGAGAGUCAGAAGAAUCAAAUCCUGAAUAGCCUGGCAUUGCCAAUUUUAACAAACAGUAACAGAGUGAAGGACAUACUUGCCCAGGUACUAUAUACCAUGGCUAGUCACGGUUAUCUAGAGCUGGAGAGAGGAGUAGAUAUGAUUGAAUUUAUAAUCGAACAAUGUGCACUGCCCAUUGAGGAGCACGAGAAAUAUAUGGACGUCAGCAAAAGGAAAGAGUUCAGCAAAAUGAUUAUGGACAGGGAUGUAAAGGAGCGGUAUGAAGGGUUGAUGAAAAAACUGACCACAACAUUGAAUAUCGACAACCUUCUCUGGCCAUUGCUACUGGAGUUUGUUGUCCCAGUGAGAUAUACUAAUGCCUUAGCUACAGUCUGCAGUUCCCUGGUGUACCUAGGAACAAAGAAGCAGAAAGCUGGAGCCACAGAAUUUGUUCUGAAUUAUGAGGAACAUGUGAAUCUUCCAAAUCGUCAGGCAUUGCUGAUACGGCUGUUGGCUGUGUCUUCAUCUCCCAAUGAAGGGAAUGGUCGAGGCGCUCCUGCUCUCUCCUUACUGCAAGUCCUGGGUAUUAACAUUCACCCCGCAGCAGUGAAAGUGUGGGACAAACAGCUCCCAGUUUUAAUUAAUCAUCUUCAGGAAUUUCCAGGGAAUUAUCUGCCUCAGAGUCAGUGGGAAGAGAAGCUUUUACACGUUUUGGCCAAAACUCUGGAGGAAAUAGAAGAUGAAGUGUGGAUUGUCCAGCUGAGCGAAGUGAUGAGCAAAUAUAUUUGUAGAGCUCAGCUUUCUCCACAGCAGAAAGGAUUUCUCUUUAAGUGUUUAGGAAUAGUGUUACAGCUGGCCCAGAACCAGGAAGUGGUAAAGAAGACACUUCAUGAGAUGUUGCAGACUGUCCAUCAUGACAAAGAUUUAGAAAGAGAGGGCAUAGCUAUUGGAAUCGGCCACUGUGCUCACACCCACUUGGAUAUCACCUUAACCAUACUGAAAGAUUGUUCAAAGCUGAAUAUUUUUAAGAAGACUGCAAGCUUCUACCAGAUAAUGAAGGACCAGGGUAGCAUUGAAAUAAUGAAAGUAAGAAGCACACUCAUUUUAUGUUAUGGAUAUUUAAUCUGGUAUUCCCCAAAGCAGUUGAUUCUACCCAGAUUGGAGACUGACAUUCUACAGAACAUUCUUAGCCAUUUCAACAUGAAGAUUUUGGGAAUGAGGGUUCAGGUCAAGGAUUCAACAAUGAAGUUAAGUCUGAUAAAGACUAUAACCCUUAUGGCAAGAGCGAUCCUAUCCUUGGAAGACCAGUAUAGGUACAAAUUGGCAAGAAAGGCAGAGCUGGUGACCUACAUGCAAGAUUUCAUCAAGGCUGAGCCAAGGGACAUGAUAAAAACUUCCAUUCGAAAGGCUGCCCUGGAGGCUUCUGCAUCCCUUAUUGUAGUGGAGCCUUUAUUAAACGACCACACAGAACUGGUGAAAGUGUGUCUGAGCAGUGUUUUCAGCUUGCCAUCGUUGGAGAGCAGCAGCGUCAAUGAAAGCAGAGACAUGAAAACAGUCAAUGGACAGAAGAAGCUUUACCUCGAGACACUGGCGUCUCUAGAGAAUUUUCUGAAGCAGUUCCUACUGUUUGAUUUGUCACCUGACGGUCUACAGUUUCUAUUUGAGAACAUGACGAGUUGGAUAGAAUCCAGGAAGAACUAUGAACGAGAAAAAUCGUUGGGAACCACUCUACAUCUACUGACAUUUUAUCUGGAAGCCACUGACAUUAGUGGUAAGGCUCCACCCCAUAACCUGGCAGCUAUUACUGGAUGUAUAGUGCUUCGGUGUGCAGACCCAUCACUCUUUGUAAGGGAGACAGCCAUUGAAUGCUUGUACCUUCUACUUUAUAUACAGUUACGAUUUGAAGGGUUUCCUAGAGAUCAUAGCGAUACAGAAGUGGAACAUCUGAAAGGCAUCAAAAAUGGGCUAAAAGACACCAACAGUGAAGCCCUCUAUCGUGUGUGCACUGAUAUUGGUAAAGUCCUGUCCAAACGCAUGGCUCAUGACCAAGUAGACACCCUGCUCAUUACCAUUUCUAAGGGACUUACUGACAAGAAAUUAAAUGGUUCCUGUGUGGCUUCUAUUGUCAUAAACAUUCUCAUAAGGAAAUGUGGAACCAUCCUUACUGACAUUCCUGGAAUAAUCAAAGUUCUGUACCACCAGUUACAGUCAGUUACAGAGCCACAGGUAACACAUGCUGUGAUACAUUCUAUCUCAAUCCUGGCUUCACACAAUGUGCUGAUGACUUUGCCCUAUCUCCUCAAAUAUCAAACCCCAUUCCAGACAUACAUGGGUGAGAUCUGGAGAUCCCUACUGAGUGAUAAUAUACUAGCCACAACCUCUGUUAAAUACCUACUGGAUAAUUUAAAACUACUGUAUGAUGACAGGAAGCAAUGCCUUGUCCACAAGAUGACAAGAUCAACAACACAACAGUCCUUAGUUGUUAUCUGUGCUCUUCAUGCAAUGAUAUGCAAUCCUGAAUCAGAAAGAGUGAUAAACAUUCUAUACGCCCAAUUGUUCAGCACAAUUCUGAUUUAUCUCAGCUCCAUUGUCCAGGUCAACCAGACUGAAGACCCUGGUAACACUGAUGUUUGUCAUUACACUGUCGAGAUACUACAAGCUCUCCUGACAAAUGGAAAGAGGGAGGGUUCAAACAUGAUAAAAAGGGGAGGUUGGGACCUGAUCAAGAGUCCAGAGAAGAAUCAUGAGGGGGUUAUGCUGCUGGCCAAUGCAAUGGCCACAUGUGCUGUACCCCAUCUUAUCAGCAUUGUAGAGCAACUCAUUCCCCUCCUUGCGAAUGUCCACGAGGGACAGAGAAUCACCGUGGCUGCUUUCUUUGCUGAACUUUUAAAUAACUCAGUGGUGUUGGAGUUGUCCCUGACAGACACUCUUGUUGGAAGCUUGCUUCGAUGUUUGAUGGACACUUCUCCCACUGUCCAGCUGCUCGCUGUGAGAGGCUUGGGAAACGUUACAGUUGGAGCUUCUCAAAAGAUAGAAAAAUACUCAACCAAGUUGUUGCUUGCAAUGAAUGCGGUGAUACACAAGUACUUGAAUUCUAAUAAUCUCAUAGCAGUCGAGGCAAUGUCAACUACUUCAAAGAUCCUAAAUCAGCUGCCGGAAGAUUUUACUGAGUCCGUUCUGAUAGAUGUAGCACUCAGAAUUGAGCCUAUUUUUGAGCACAUACAGGACCAGCUGAGAAUUUCAGCAUUUAAAGUCCUUGGGAAAACAAUCAGGUUUGGCAAAAUUCAGCUGAAUCCUGUGUUAAUGGAACACAUUUAUUCGACCUUGAUCAGCUUGUUGCUGCAUCUCAAUGACAACUGCAUUGGUGUGAGAGAAGUCUGCAAGUCAGUGCUGAGUUUGAUGAGUCCAAUCAUGGGGUCAGAAAGCCUUGGAAAAAAGCUUCAAGAGCUCUCACUGGAGGAUACAACACUAGAUUAUGAGAAAUAUUUGAGGAACAUCUCCAAACACAUUAGCAGAGACUUGCCUGACAGGGUCAUUUUCUAUAUAACGAGCUGUGGUGCCUUCUUCAGGAAUAUACAACCUGGGAUAAGAGGAAAUGCUAUUACGUUGAUGGGUUUUCUCAUGUACUACGCAGCAGCAGAUUACUCCACGUUGUUUUCCUCAUAUCCCAUUUGUGAAGAGAUCAAUAAUCUGCUAUCUGAUCCAGUGAAAAGUGUCCGACUCAAAGCAGCCAAGGCAACACGGUACCUCUACAUGUACUAA